This is a messenger RNA of Alternaria alternata, 631 nucleotides long. RefSeq lists its product as hypothetical. The record is from RefSeq and is a predicted model, not a curated record. The transcript has a single exon. NCBI's taxonomy places the organism in Eukaryota, Fungi, Ascomycota, Dothideomycetes, Pleosporales, Pleosporaceae. The coding region runs from base 195 to 527 and encodes 110 amino acids.
CAUGUAUAGACAGUCCACACCUUCUUGAAGGGCUAUCCUCGCUGUGAAGCCAUCGUACACCCCGGGACAAGAAAGAAAUUUGUCCGGAUCCGCCAACAUGCUUCUCAGCUUCUCAACUGCUGUCAUCCUUCUUUCGGGUGCUUUGCUGGAUCCCAUGUUUCCCUUCUCUUUUUCGCUCUCAAGGAUAUCAAUGAAUGGUAACGAUCAAGCUUUUCUCAAUGAAUGUUGCGUUUUGCUUUUCCUCGCUUUCAAGCCGCGCCAGAUCCGAUCCGUUUAAGAAGCACAACGUCCUCGUAAAGUACAGUGUGCUCAGGAACAGACACUCGGUGGCCUCACUUUUGCCCGCUGAGUAUCGGCGUCUUGCGUAUAUACUGUGGCGGAAUGGUAUGCCAGAUCCGGUAGUGAUAGUUAUUCGUCCGUCGCGACUAGGAGCCUGUCAACCCGAAAAGAGACCGGAGAUUUUCAAAAGUAAUAGUGUAAUUACCAACCGGAGCAAACUCCUAACGCCUUAUAUAGAAUCUAGAUAGCUAAACCUAAAAAAGUACGAAACGAAAAAUAAUGGUAACCACACCCUCAUGGAAAGAAAAACUACGCUGCACAUCUAUGACCGCCUAUCCCCAUCUUCUCGGCC